CAAACCUUUUGUGUGACAUUUUUUUAAUUUGUUUGUCACAUUGAAUUAACAUUGUUGUUGUCAAGGUUUUACCUCAAUGGGUUGGAUGUGUAUGAUUGCUACCUAAAAUAAAAAAUAAAAAUGUUGCAAAGGGCAGCAAGUAAUGCAUAUUCAUGGUGGUGGGCUAGCCACAUUAGAACAAAACAAUCAAAAUGGUUGGAUCAAUGCCUCCAAGAUAUGGAGGAGAAGGUGACUGAUACACUGAGAGUCUUGCAAAAUGAUGGAGACUCAUUUUCUCAAAGGGCAGAAAUGUAUUACAGGAAAAGGCCAGAGCUUGUUGAAUUUGUAGAAGAAGCCUUUAGAGCUUAUAGAGCCUUAGCAGAACGAUAUGAUCAUUUAUCAAGAGAACUUCAAAGUGCUAACAGAACUAUUGCAAGUGUUUUUCCUGACCAAGUUCCGUGCCAAAUGGAUGAAGACGACGACGACGAAAGUGACACAGGAACAAACUACUCACCAUCUCCUGACCCUAACAACAACAAUAACCAAAUUCAGAAACCAGUCAUUCCAAAAGUUCCAAAGACUCCAAAGAAAGAAUUUAGAAGUCCAUCGAUGUUGCUAUCCCGAAAAGGUCUAAUCAAGAGAACUUCUAACUCUAGUAGUUCAUCAAGUCAUUUUGCAAUGACUCCUAGAUCAGGUCUGACGAAAGCUGCAGCGUUAGGCGAAAUCGACAAGCUUCAGAAGGAUAUUUUAGCAUUGCAGACUGAGAAAGAGUUUGUUAGAAGUGUGUACGAACGCGCGUAUGAAAAGUACUGGGAAAUCGAAGAUCAGAUAACAGAAAUGCAGAAAAAAGUUUGCAGCCUGCAAGAUGAGUUCGGCGUUGGCACUGUCAUUGAAGAUGAUGAUGCUAGAGCCUUAAUGGCAGCAACAGCAUUGAAUUCAUGCAAAGAGACACUUUCGAAGCUGCAAAAUAUUCAAGCACAAUCUUCCAUAGAAGCUAAAGUUGAGUAUGAAAGGGUAAGAAAAGCUCAUGAGAUGUUUGAAAAUCUUAGAGAUGGAUUCAUAUCUAAAUUCAUGAGUGAACAUGAGCAUGAUGAAGAAUUUGAAAAAUGUAAUAGCAUAAGAGAAGAACAAAAGAACAUUGAUGAAGAGAUAGCUAAUUUGGAAAAACAAGAGAAUGAUGCUGUGAUUUUAAGACAGAAGAUUAAGGAGAAAUUGGAGGAAGAUAGUGGAAACUCUUUUACUGUGACCGAAAUGGCCGAAUGCAUCGAUGAGCUUGUGAAUAAAGUUGUGACUUUGGAAACUGCGGUUUCGUCUCAAACCGGUAUGGUGAACCGAUUGAGAUCAGAAACUGAUGAACUUCAAACAAAUAUAAAGAAAUUGGAAGAGGACAAAGAAAUGCUUAUAGCAGGAUCAAAAGUAACUAAUAAGAAGCUUAAAGAAUUUGAAGAGGAAUUAUUGAGAGUUAAAAUUCUUAACAAAAGUGUUAGAAAACAAGAUAAUAGUCUUAGAACACAUUUCACAGAAGCUAGUUGUAAUCUUGAGCAUUUAUCUGGUAAGUUGAAUAAUAUGAAGCAUGAUGUUGAGGAUGUGAAUUUGGUACUUUACAAGAAGAAGAAAAGUAGUGUUGAAAAUAAUGAUGGUGUAUCUGAUAAGGGUGUUGUGAAAACAACAAUUGAGGAGGAAAAUGUGAAUGAUGAUAACAAGUCUAUGAUGAGUCAAAAUACAAAUUUUAUGAUUGAAGGACAAGAUAAGGAUGAUUUGUUUGAUAGUAAUGCUGAUGUUGAAUCACAAGAUUUGGAGACUAGUGGUGAGGGAGAUCAACCUAAUUGGAGACAGAUGUUUGUGAGUGGACUUGAUGAUAGAGAGAAAAUAUUGUUGGAAGAGUAUACAUCAGUUUUGAGAAACUAUAAAGAUGUUAGGGUGAAGCUUAAUGAUGUGGAAAAGAAAAAUAGGGACAGUAUUUUUGAGUUGGCACUUGAGUUAAGAGAAAUGAAGAAUGCUAUUGUGACAAAGGACAAAGAGAUACAAAUUUUACAUGAGAAGCUAAACUGUCCAGACUCAAACCCUGAUGAAAGUCCAUACACAACAAGAACAGAAUACAAAUACACACCACAUGAAGCACUUCUCAGAAAAUCAGGUCAAGGAUCCAUCAUUCCAGACAUCGAAAACAUAGAUACAAUAAGUUCAAACAGAACACCUUUCGCAGAUCAACACGAAAACACGGGCAAGUUCGCCCUAAAGAUGACCCUUGAGAAGCUAAUGGCAGACCAGGACAAGCGGCAAGACCUAUCCGACUUGGAAAAGAAAUUCCGCUCAGACAUCGAUGAUCUCCUCGAGGAAAAUCUCGAGUUUUGGCUAAGAUUCAGCACAUCAGUUCAUCAAAUUCAAAAGUUCCAAAACUCAAUUCAGGACUUAAAAGCAGAACUAAAAACCAUAAAGGAAAACAACAAAAAAUCCGAAGGACAUUCGCAUUCUAAACAUCAUCAGCACCAACCGAUGCAAUCACAACUUAGGCCUAUUUUCAGACACCUAAGAGAGAUUAGAACUGAACUAUCACUUUGGCUUGAACACAAUGCAGUGUUGCAGGAUGAACUACAAGGUAGAUAUUCAUCCUUAAGCAACAUACAAGAUGAAAUAGCAAGAGCUGGUAGUUCAGUAUCAGGUGUUCAAAAAGCCGAUAUAAUAAGCGCUUAUCAAGUUGCUAAAUUUCAAGGUGAGAUUCUCAACAUGAAACAAGAGAACAGUAAAGUUGCUAGUGAGUUACAAGCUGGUCUUAGCCUUGUCAAAGGAAUGAAAAAUGAUGUUGAGAAAACACUUGAUGAACUUGAUCAAGCUAUUGGGAUUAGUAGUGUUCAUAGUGACACAAAGAGGAACACUUCUAAAGGUGCUAGAAUACCAUUGAGAUCUUUCUUGUUUGGUGUUAAGUUGAAGAGACAAAAACAUCAUCAAUCAUUGUUUGCUUGUGUUAAUCCUGCUUUGUCUAAACAAAAUAGUGUCAAUGAUCAAGCACCAGCUCCAAUAUAAACUGAUUAACAUAAUUUCACUCUUUUGUUUGAAUACUCUUGGCAAAAACUGUUCAAAUCUGUUGUGUCAUUGUCAUAAUAGAACAUCAAAGUUGUUACUA
Molecule: messenger RNA, 3103 nt
Organism: Cicer arietinum (chickpea)
Lineage: Eukaryota; Viridiplantae; Streptophyta; Magnoliopsida; Fabales; Fabaceae
Product: protein NETWORKED 2A-like
Molecular function (GO): actin binding
Source: RefSeq, a predicted model, not a curated record